GAGCACAGCGAGUCAGUUAGCUGGUAGUCGCCGGUGAGGGAAGACUAUGGCCACACGUUCCCUCUCGUUACUCAGUCCAUAGCCUUCCCUCGUUCUUGGCACCACCUGACAGCUUGCGCCGUCCCUCGCAGCGCCUCCCCAUUCAGUGCCCGGGACUUGAGCACCGCUGGACAGGCGGAAAUAACAGUUAACAAUUAGCUAGUGAAAAGUUGUCACCCGCUUCUUCUGUGUCGAGUGAAAUCCGUCCACGAGUGCAUUGCGUUGUUUGUUGAAGUUAUCCUGCCGCUUCUGAACAUACACACAAUCGUAGAAAGUCACAAAAAAACGACUUAAACUUUAUAAACCAACGAAGAUUGAAACUAGACUUGAAAAAUCCACUUAAAAGACACGAAACUUAAAAAAAAAAAAAACUUAAUUACUUAAAAAAAAGGCCGUACUUUAGACCAAAUUAGAGACGAAAACAAGCCCAAGAACCGAACACAAAACUCCUUCUUUUAUCCUUCAACCACAAGAAACACCACGAAACACAAUGAAAACCCGGGUGUUGCUACUACUAUGUGCCGUGUGGUGUUGUGGGGGUCUAACAGCAGUGGUGACAGCAAGCACACCUACGAGGGAACACCACACGGGCACCACCACCCUCGAACCGCGAAAUGAGACAGUGGGACGGGUUCGCGGGGACGAGGCAGCGGUUCGCAGCGAAGGGGAAGGUGGCCAUGGUAUUGAAAGGUAUCCAGUUGCUGUGAUUGACUUUGAAAGGGUUCAGAAUCCUUUUAUUAUUGGCCUCUGGAUUUUUCUCGCCUGCCUCGGAAAGAUUGGUUUCCACAUGACCCCGAAGAUCUCCCAUGUGUUUCCUGAGUCCUGUAUGUUGAUCGUCCUCGGCGUCGUCAUUGGAGUGUUGCUGAUCUACACACAGGCCGCUACAGUGUCCCCUCUCACCGCUGAUGUCUUCUUCCUCUACCUCCUGCCUCCCAUUAUCCUCGAUGCUGGUUACUUCAUGCCAAACCGCCUCUUCUUUGAUAAUCUUUUCACCAUUCUCGUCUUCGCUGUUGUGGGCACCAUCUGGAAUGCUCUAACUAUUGGAAUCACCAUGUACGCCAUCAGCCUGACGGGACUCUUCGGGGUGAACAUUCCUAUGCUCCACAUGUUCCUCUUCUCGUCUCUCAUCUCCGCCGUGGACCCUGUGGCGGUGUUGGCGGUGUUCGAGGAGAUCCAAGUGGAGGAGGUGCUGUACAUCCUGGUCUUCGGGGAGUCGCUUCUCAAUGACGGCGUGACUGUGGUCCUGUAUCACUUGUUCGAGGGCUUCAGUGAGCUGGGCGAGGAGAACAUCAUGGCAGUGGACAUAGCGAGUGGCGUGGCUUCCUUCCUGCUGGUGGCUCUCGGCGGCACUGCUAUUGGUAUCAUCUGGGGCUUCCUCACCGCCUUCGUCACUAGGUUGACGCGUGAAGUUCGAGUCAUUGAGCCAAUCUUCGUGUUCGUGAUGUCCUACCUGGCUUACCUCAACGCUGAGAUCUUCCACCUGUCUGGCAUCCUCUCCAUCACCUUCUGCGGGAUUACCAUGAAGAACUACGUCGAACAGAACAUCUCCACCAAGUCCCACACGACCAUCAAGUACGCCAUGAAGAUGUUGGCCUCCUCCUCCGAGACUGUCAUCUUUAUGUUCCUCGGGGUGUCCACCAUCCAGAGCACCCACGAUUGGAACACUUGGUUUGUUAUCCUCACCAUCCUCUUCUGCUCCGUCUACAGGAUUUUUGGUGUGGUAAUCUUCAGUGCAGUGUGUAACAGGUUCCGCGUGAAGAAGAUCGGGUUUGUUGACAAGUUUGUGAUGAGUUACGGCGGUUUAAGAGGCGCUGUUGCCUUCGCCCUCGUCAUCACCAUUAACAUUGACCACAUCCCCCUGCAGCCCAUGUUCCUCACGGCCACGAUCGCUAUGGUCUAUUUCACCGUGUUUGUACAGGGCAUUACCAUCAAGCCACUGGUGCAGCUUCUGGGCGUCAAGAAAUCAGAGAAGAGACAGCUUACCAUGAACGAACGAUUGCACGAGAGGGUGAUGGACUACCUCAUGUCAGGAAUAGAGGACGUGUUAGGAAAGCAAGGUCAUCUCCUCAUCAGAAACAAAUUCAAACGCUUCAACAACAAGUACCUCACUCCCUUCUUGGUGCGGGACAAGAACGUGAUCGAGCCCAAACUACUGGAGACGUACAGCAACAUCAAGAUGCACGAGGCUAUGGAACAAAUGCACAACAGUUACAACUCCCCGCAGAACAUCGAGUCCUUCUCUAACCUUCUCCGCAACGCCGCCUCACAUCCACAUGUGCAGAGGAACAACCAAGGGGAGUGGAACCUGGACGUGGCUGAGCUGGACUACAACCCAACACUCAGGGAUAUUAAUGACGCUAAGUUCCACCACCUUCUCUCCAACGAUUACCGGCCAGUGAAGAAGAGCCGCGGAUCGACCUACAAGCGACACGCGGUGAAGGAUGACGACAUGCAGACCCAGUCAGACAUCGGCCACCACAACAUGUACCUCCACACCCGCCAGUUCGUGGAGAAUGACAAGAGACUUCACAAGAAGGCCAAGAAGAUGGGAUUGGUGGCCGUGAGGAAGGAGCGGGGCGUCUCACCACACCAUGUCCCCACGUCACCACUUUCACAGGGGAGUGGUGAUCAGGAGUUCGCCAGCCAGGGGGAGAAUGGAGUGGUCAAGACGCCCCAGGACCACCGAGCCGCCUAUCAGCAGAACGGGUCAGCCAUUAAACUGAAGCAAGACUACAUUGCGCGGGUCAUUCAGGACAACCCGGCCUUUGUAAACGACGAUGGAACCCCAAUGUUCCCAGACCAGCAGACCAUCACGGAGAAGAGGAGACAGAGCACAAAGGGCCCCACCAUGGCAGAGAUUGCACUACCAUGGAAGAGAUACUACCAGGAUGGAGAGCCCCAGGACCCACGGAGACUACAGAGAGCUCUUAGUAUUGUCAACAGUGAAGAGGAUGGAUCACAGCCCACACUAGCAGAGGCGGUGCUGCCAUGGAAGAGGCCUGAGGAUGAAGAGGUGUGCCAGAUGCCAGUGAAGCAGAAUGAGUUCCCUGCCUGGGCCUCAAACAAGGAGUAUGUCAACUAUUACUCUCCCUCCAAUACCUUUCUGGGCAAGCUCGGAAGACACGACUCAUAUCCAAACAUCCGCGAGAUAUUUGAGCGUCGCAACAGCAGCUCCUCGAUCAAAUCCCGGCGUGGGUCUCUGAAGGAACACCCAAUGCCUCUAAGGGAACGCUCUGCUUCAAGGGGCUCCAUAGACGUCCCUUGCACCUCCACUGGCGCCACCAACACCACCACCACCACACACGACCCCAGCAUUCCUCAUUUAGUACGCCAGAGAACCUCCACAGACUGCUCACUGCUCAACACAACAAUAGUGGAGGAGGAUCGACGACCAGACACAGUUAUCGACAUCAACCCCAGUGGUACAGAGGCAGAGCAGACCCAUAUGUAGGACAGACUACCCCAGGGGCCUGACGAAGGAUCUCUGGGGACCUGGGAGACACAAGUGUAAGCCCAGGUGGUGUAACUCAGCCAUUGGGGUAUGUUAGGUUAGGUUUGGUUUGGGGAAUGGAGGUGCUGUUGUUGUGGCGCUGGUGGUCGUGUGUAUGUAUGGUGUUUUGUGGGUGUGUGUGUGUGUGUAUGUAUGUGUGUUUUGAUGAUUCUUGUAUAGUUGUGUUUUAGUAUAAUUUGCAAGCUCAUUGUAUGCAUCUGUUGUUUUAAGACUGUUUUAUUGUAUGUGUGGCUGUAAUUAAAUGCAUGUGUGUAUGUGUGUGUGAGAGAGAGAGAGAGAGAGAGUAUGUGUGUAUGUGUGUGUUCUUAAUUAAUAGUAUUUUUACAGGGUUAACUCAAGUGCAUUUUGUUCUGUCUUAAACUUCCAUCACAUUAUCCUCCAAACACUGUGCCUUUCUGUUUACCUUUACUGCAUCCUUCCUUUGCCACCCUGACUUCCACUGGUCAGGGAAGAUGAAGUACAGAGUUAUCAAUGCUCAAAUACCAAGCCAAGUUAGAUAUGAAUAUUACGCGAUCUCAUGCCCUCCUAUGCAUCUGUCCUUGCUACGCCAAAGUGCCCAGUGUCUCCGUAAGCCUCUGUGUGCCUCAUCAUUAGUCUUCCUGUGUGUUUUGAAGCUGUGUGUGUUGUCUUGAUAGCUAGAAGGGAGCUUAAGGUGUGUUUGUAAGCUUCUAUGUGUGUUAUGAAAAGCUAAAAGGGAGAUUAAGAUGUGUUUGUGAGCUGUGUGUGUUGAAAGGUUUAAAAAGAUAUUAAGAAAAGUUUACAAGCUUCUUUGUGUAUUUGGAAGACUGGGAGGGAGUUUAAGAAGCGUUUUAUAAUAUCUUUCAUGCCUCUAUGCCUCAAGUAAUUAGUUAGAAUGAGUUUGAGAAGGUGUUUAUGUGCUUCUGUGUGUUUUGACAUGGUGUGAAUGUCUCAGAAAGGUUGAAAGGCAAUUUAAGAAGCAUUUAUUUAAGCCUCUGUCUUGAAAUGUUGUGACAGUGAGGGAAACAAAGUGCCUGUAAUCUUGUGUCAGUUGUGUAUUAAGUUAUGAGUGCCUUGAGUGGUUGUAAGAAAGAAGGGAGAGUUGUGAGAAAGGUUAGGAAGUAGCAGUAAUCUUUUUAUGAGUUAGGAAUGAGGUUUUUAGUUUCAUGAGAGAUUGUAGAUAUGAAAAAAAAAGUUGUAAAGAAAAUAUUAGAGUGAUGUAAUUUUCUUUGAGUUGUGAAUGAAGUUUAUAAUUUCAUGAGGUCGAAGUGGAAGAAAUCAUGUGAAAGAAGAUAAGAGAGUAAUACAAUCUUAGAGUUGUGAAUGAAGGUUUUAGUUCCACGAGAGUUGUAAGAAAAUGGUCAGAGAGUAAUAUAAUCAUCUUUGGGUUGUGAAUGAGGUUUUUAGUUUCAUGAAAGGUUGUAGAAAUGAAAGAAAAGUUGUUAAAAAUAAUCAAAGAGUAACACAAUGUUCUUUGAGGCUUGAAUGAAGUUUAUAGUUUUAAGAGAGGUUGUAAGAAAAUUAUCAGAGAGUAGUGCAAUUGUCUUUGAGUUGUGAAUGAGGUUUUCAGUUUCAUGAGAGGUUGUAGAAAUGAAAGAAAAGUUGUUAAAAAAUUAUGAGAGAGUAAUACAAUGUUCUUUGAGGCUUGAAUGAGGUUUUUAGACUGAUGAGGUUGUAGAAGUGAAAACAAAGCUAUGAAAGAAGACUUGACAGUGAUAUAGUCUUCCCUGGGUUGUGAAUGAGGUUGUAUGUCCAAAAGAACUGUAUAUAACAUUAGCCAUGUAGAAAUUAACUAUAACACUAAAACAAGGUGCUGUAACAUUGUAGAUAAGUAGAAGUGAUGAAGAGUGUAGUGAGAGUGAAGUGACUGAGCUAAAUGUGAUGUGACGUGAUGUGAUUUGGAGAUAAAAGUAGCAAUUGGUGACUUGUGACAAUAUAAGGUAAAUAACACUAACCUAACCUCUAUGUAAGUGAGGCAUCUGUACCUUAGAGUAAGAUAGUUUGUCUUUCCUCUCAACUGUCUAAUAACUUUGCAAUUUUUGGUAUUAUUUACAUUGUUAUUAGUAGGUAUAGUUCUCUCUCUCUCUCUCUCUCUCUCUCUCUCUCUCUCUCUCUCUCUCUCUCUCUGUAGUGAAAGAUUUCUAAGUUGUAUUUUGUCAUAAUUUGUCUCUAAAUAGACUUAUAGCAAUAAUGUUUUUAAGAGAGAGAGAGAGAGAGAGAGCAUUGCUAUUUAUGUUACACUGUCUAAAGAAAUGUCCACUUCUUGUCUUUUCAUGUAUGUAUGUAAGCAUGUAUGAUAAGUAUGUGUGUGUGUGUGUGUGUGUGUGUGUGUGUGUGUGUGUGUGUGUGUGUGUGUGUGUGUGUGUGUGUGUGUGUGUGUGUGUGUAAUUCACCUCAGUCGCCUGCUGGUCACCCAGCCAGUCUCCCCCAUUACGGAGCUGGGUAGGACUGAGACUGUGUGUGUGUGUACCUUAAGCUAGCAUAUAUACAACUUAACAAUUCAUACAUUCAUACAUAACAAGAUAUAUGCAAUUUAGUAAUGUAAUUUUACCCUUGUAUAUAAUUGUAUAGAUGAGAGAGCCACUGUCAACAGCUGCGUCACUUGGAGAGAGGUGAAUGAAGACCAGGAGGAGGAGAGAUAACAGUAGUAGAAUGAGAGUUGUAAGAGGAAGAUUAAGUAGAGGAGGAAAUGCAUGUAAUGAAAAAAUCACUUAAUAUGAUGUUGAUUUUAUUAUUAUUAUUAUUAUUAUUAUUAUUAUUAUUAUUAUUAUUGUGUGUGUGUGUGUGCCAUUUAUGAUACUCUAACAUUACAUUUUUUUUUUUUUUUUGAGCACACACACACACACACACACACACACACACAUGAACAGGAAAUAGUUAUCAUAAAUAUCCCUGUUACUAUUCACUGUUACUACUAUUACUACUACUAUUAAAGCUAUACCAUGAUAUAUUCUUUACAAACACCUAUACUCGUCUCUUCUCUCAUAUAGUGUUGCUUAAUAAACCAUUACACCGCCAUAUUCAAUCUUCUUUCACUCUGAUUCCUUUCUCCUCUUCCUUCACUCCCUCCUCUUCCAUUACAUGUAGUUUUUCCCCUCACCAGCCUUCCUAUCCCCAGAAUGCAUUGUGGGUCGUAUUUAUAUAUAUAUAUCUGUACAUAUAAAUAAUAAAAAUCUGGUUAAUAUAAA
Molecule: messenger RNA, 6696 nt
Organism: Portunus trituberculatus (swimming crab)
Lineage: Eukaryota; Metazoa; Arthropoda; Malacostraca; Decapoda; Portunidae
Product: Na(+)/H(+) exchanger protein 2-like
Exons: 19
Coding region: 530-3490 (986 amino acids)
Biological process (GO): regulation of pH; proton transmembrane transport; sodium ion transport
Cellular component (GO): membrane
Molecular function (GO): sodium:proton antiporter activity
Source: RefSeq, a predicted model, not a curated record